AUGCUCGUAGCUCAUUGGCUGACAACGACCUGCUGUGAAAUUGCAUAAUGAGCGGGAUAUCAACUUGACUGCGGGCUUCUUCAGGGCAUGCGCGAUUGUAGUUGGUUAUUUAAAGUUCUGGAGCAGUCUUAUAGUGAAGUGAGUUUUUAUAGGCAGGCCGAACCAUGAUAACUGUGGUGUUCACCAGCCUUUUAGCAGGACUGCUGGCGCUCCUCUUCUACCAGAGGAUGGCGUAUCCCUUUUUGUGGGUGGAUUUGAUGUAUUACUUCAAACUUCGGGGGUACAGGAAGACGUUAGAGGCUCGUAUGCGGAAAGGAGUCGUCACGUACCUCGACUGUUUUCUUUACCAGGCAAAGACGAACCCUAACAAACCCUUCAUCAUCUUCGAAAACCAGACUUUGACGUAUCAGGUCGUGGACAGGAGAAGUAACAAGUUUGCCAACGUGUUCAGGACGGAGGGGUCCCUGAAACAAGGAGACAUUGUUGCUCUGGGGAUGUUCAACGAACCGGAUUUUAUCUGUGUGUGGCUGGGACUAUGUAAACUGGGCUGUGAGGUCGCCUUUCUCAACGUUAACAUUAAAGCCAAGUCUCUGCUUCACUGCCUCCAGAGUUGUGGAGCCAAGACGCUUGUUGUUGGCGCAGAGUUGGUGCAAUUGGUGGAGGAAGUGCUACCUGAUCUUAAGGACAACAUGACUGUGUGGGUGGUGGACCACACAUCACCCUCUGAAGAUUUCAGCAGUUUAUUAGAUAAGCUGGAACACAUGUCUGGAGAACCCCUGAGUGACCCCCCUAAAGUUGACAUCAUGUCCAACUUUGUCUUUAUUUUUACUUCAGGCACUACAGGUCUUUCCAAGGCAGCCCGUGUAGGUCAUCUUAAAGCCAUUAUGAGUAUGGCCUUCUUGCAAAUGUGUGGAGCCACAUCUGAUGACAUCAUCUACAUCACUCUUCCUCUUUACCACAUGUCUGCUUCCCUGUUAGGGAUUGGAGGAUGCAUUCACUUAGGUGCAACAUGUGUGUUAAAAAAGAAGUUUUCUGCCAGUCAGUUUUGGAAGGACUGUGUGAAACACAAUGUGACUGUGGUUCAAUACAUCGGAGAGCUCUGUCGAUACCUGGUUAACCAUCCCACAGUUCCAGAGGAGAAAGCUCACAGAGUUCGGCUGGCAGCAGGAAGUGGUCUCAGGUCAGAUGUUUGGAUGGAGUUCGUCAAACGGUUUGGAAAGGUCAAGAUCAGAGAGGGUUACGGCUUGACUGAGGCCAGCAUCGGCUUCCUCAACUACACUGAUGAGGUUGGGGCAAUUGGUCGGGCGAGCUAUUUCAACAAGCUUUCCAUGCCCUUUCAGCUACUGAGAUAUGAUCCACAAACAUAUGAGCCAGUCCGAACAGCCUCUGGAAGAUGCAUACAAGCACAAAUAGGAGAGGCAGGGAUCCUUGUCGCUCCUCUCACAGCUAUGAACCAGUUCCUAGGCUAUGCAGGGAACAACAUCCUGUCUGAGAAGAAGCUGCUCAGGAAUGUUUUCAAAGCUGGUGAUGUCUAUUUCAACACCGGAGACCUCCUGCUCCAUGAUUACAGGGACUUUCUUUACUUCCGUGACCGCAUAGGAGACACCUUCAGGUGGAAGGGAGAGAAUGUUUCUACCACAGAGGUGUCAGAUGUUUUAGGUCUUCUUGAUUUUAUCCAGGAGGCCAACGUCUAUGGAGUCACCAUACCAGGAUAUGAAGGUCGAGCAGGUAUGGCUGCUAUUGUCUUAAAACCGGCUCACAAAUUAAAUGGGACAAAACUCUACAACCAUGUAGUAAAAACACUUCCUGCAUAUGCCUGGCCAUGGUUUCUCAGAAUACAGACCUCUCUGGAUGUGACCGAGACCUUCAAGCAACAGAAGGUGAAACUGGUCCACGAGGGUUUUAAUCCGGACGUCACCAAUGAUCCACUGUAUUUCUUAGAUGUCUCUAAGAAGGACUAUGUUCUCCUGACUUUAACUCUAUAUCAAGACAUUGUGUCUGGAAAGACACAUUUAUGAACAGUUAAAGGCAGAAUGAGUCUAAUGUUCUAAACACAACAUUCCAAGCCCUCCCUCCUUCUGGACUCCUGGACUUGUUGUGCAUGAUCUGGUACCUAGUUGCUACAUUUUUACAGAAUCCUGCCUUUAUACCCUGUGCAAUGUUAUUGGCUGGGCGGGCUAUACACCCACUUACCUAAGGUUGAUGUCCAGAAGCGUCCUGAAUCGAGUAAAAUAAAAUAAAAAAUACAUGCAGAGGACUGGGUCUCUGUAGAUGCACCCCGCAGCACAGUGCUAGUGGUUCAUACGUGAUGAUUGAAUCCAUGUUGUGGCCACAUUUCCAUUUUUCUGUAUUUAAUCCUGGAUUUUUGAUCAGUUACCACAGUGAGGAGUAUAAUUUAAAAAUGUUGGGAUUUUUAAAUUGCAACCCUUAAAACUGCCUUCUCUUCCCUUAUUCCCAGUUUGCAUACAUGUAUGUCAAUGAAUUGUGAACAUUUAACCAACAUUUUCCUCAGAUUGUUGAAUAAUAUCUAUCUGUCCGAAGAGGUAACAUUGUCCUGUAUUUCACACUGAAAGAAGUCGAAAUGUAACUGUGGAGCAGAAAAAAGUUUUUCCUGCUUUCUUAAUCUGUUAAACAUUCACCUACACUCAGUGUAUACGGUGUGUGCAAGCACACUGCAUAUAACUGUGACAUUUCUUUUUUACACUUUUUAGUUUAUUGUUUUACAAACAUUGAAAGGGAAUUAGAAUUUUUAAUAAUUUGACAACUCUUAAUUUUUCACUGUAAAAUUAGUUACCGUAGCUUUUAAUAACUUUAAUCUUAUCUUAUUAAUAUUAAAGCCAAGUUUUUAUUUCAGAUGUUCCCUGUUUUGUAUGUAAGUAUAUUUAAUCAUCUUUUUGUAAGAAGCCUUCCUGUGUCCUUGCUGUAUGAUUACAUGUUAUCUUGGCAUGAAUAAGGUAUCAUUUAUUACACAAGUAUGUCCAUUUUCACAGCACUUAUCAAUCAGUACAACAACAGGAUCUUUUACAACAGUUUGUGAUAACAUUGUUAGUAUGCUUUUCAACAAAUCACCUGAAUCGGGUGUUUUUCAGCUUGAGGACAGAAAAUUCUAUAGGACAAAACUGAUGCAGAUCUACACUCUUCAUAUAUUAUAUUGUUAUAUAAUUUAAUUGCAUCAGAUGUUCUGUCAAUGAAAUUUGUAAACUGUGGUUUUGUUGUCCUGUUCUGUGAGAGGGAUCCCUGUUCUGUUGCUCUUCCUGAGGUUUUGUCUAUCUUUUUCCCUUGUUAAAAGGUUUAUUUUUUUCUCAUCAUAGCAAGUUUUUCCUCACUCUUAGGACUGAGGAUGCUGUUCACUGUACAGAUUGUAAAGCCCAGUGAGGUGAUUGUGAUUUUGGGCUAUAUGAAUAAAAUUGAUUUGAUUUAGAUUUAGAAUGCUGGGAGAUUUAACGCCUUUUUUAACUUAAGUUUUGACUGUACUGUGUCAUCAAAGUCAAAGUGGACAAAGAGGAGGCAAACAGCUUACAGUCAGCCAUUUUUGUACUACAAAGCAGGGUUUUAAAGUAAGUAAGUAAUUCUUGGUUAUAUUUGGGAGCUUUGACAGUGGUUCACUUAGCGGGGUACAUAUGCUUGAGGUAACAGAACAACACAUAUAAAAGCACUGCCUUCCGUUCUGAGGCCCCCUACAGUCGCCGUCUUCUUCCAGUUUGCACUAAGCAGUGUCAAAUGCAUUAAAUUGUGCUUUUUAUACCAGUUAUCAUCUUACAAGAGACAGACUGAAGCACCGAAGCCUUGUACUUGUUUUAACAUAUGAAAGUACUUUAUAUAUUUAUUUUUUUAUUUGUUCCCAAGUCUGUUUUUGUCAGCUGUCCUACAGUGUUGCUUUUAGCCUGGACUGUGUGUUUGACUGGUAUUUGUCUGACAUUAUAGUUUGUUCUUCUUUAUGAAAUAUUGCGCUCUGCUUUCGUUCGUCUUGUCCAUGUUUGUGAUUGAUCUGUCACAAACACCUCCCCUUUUAUGUGAAUGCACUUAUGGCCAAUUUUGGAAAACCUUGGUUGACUUAUCAAGUUGAUAACCAAUUUUAUGUGACUGUGAAGCCAGACAAUGAAAAAACAUCCUGGCUAUGUUGAACCUGUUUUGUAGUACAGGCCUGAGGCAUACAUGAUUCAGGUUGAACUGAGUUUGAAAUUAAUUGUAUAAUGAAUCUCAAGGUGGCAGUUGCCAAAGUCAUUCUCCAAAUGCCACACCCCUGAAAGCAUAUCUGAAAUGGAACAUGCUGUAGACUUCUAAUACACAGCGGCUACAAGAGCUAUACAUUCGACUCACCUGUACAGUCACAUGAAAAAGUUUGGGCAUCCCAGGCAAUUGCCAUUAUUUUCAUUUAUAAAUCCAUCAAAUAACUGAUGGACACAGUGAUAUUUGUGAAACAAGGUUUAUUGGAUUAACAGAGAAUGUGCAAUAUGCAUCAAAAUUAAAUUAAACUAAACUAAACAGGUGCAUUAACAUAAAUAUUUAGUAGAGCCUCCAAAAAUAACAGCUUCUCGGCGGUUCCUAUAGCCUCUCAUGAGUGUCUGGAUUCUGGAGGAAGGUAUUUUGGACCAUUCCUCCUGACAAAACAUCUCCAGUUCAGUAAGGUUUAAUGGUUGUCAAGCAUGGACAGCCCACUUCAAAUCAUCCCACAGAUUUUCAGUGAUAUUAAGGUCUGGGGACUGGGAUGGCCAGAUUUUGAGCAGUGUUUUGGGUUGUUGUCUUGUUGAAAUAUCCAGCCGUAACUUCAACUUUGUGGCUGAUUCUUGAUCAUUAUUCUUGAGGAUUUGUUGUAGGUCUUUGGAGGUGGUCUGUGGGUUGAUAUCUUUCAUCGUCUGCCCUUUCUGGCCCUAACAAGAACUGUGCCUGUGGUCAUCCAUUUCCUCACUAUGUUCCUCACAGUGGAAACUGACACCUGAAAUCUCGGAGAUAGCUUUUUGUAGCCUUCCCCUAUACCAUAAAGUUGAAAAAUCAAAAAACAGGUUUUGAGGUCAUUUGAGAGUUGUUCUGAGGCUGGCACGUUGCCACUCUUCAGAGGACAGCCAAAGAGAAGAACAACUUGCAAUUGGACACCUUAAAUACCGUUUCUCAUGAUUGGAUGCAUCUGUUAUGGCUUAAUGAGCUCACCAAACCAAUUUUGUCUUGCAAUUAAUCAGGGCUAAGUAGUUACAGGUAUUCAAAUCAACAGAAUGACAAGGGUGCCCUAAUUUCUGCACAGCCUAUUUUUCAUGUCUAAUUUCAUGUCAUUCGUUUGAUAUUGCUACACUAAUAAUCUUUGUCUGGAAAAUACCCAGUACUCAGCUUUUAUUAGAAGAUGAAUGGUAUGCCACAGUGAACAUUUUCUGUGAAGACUGAGUAAAUAAUUAUGCAGCCUCAGAGGGGUGCCUAAACUUUUUUAUACCACUGUUAUAGGGAUAUAAAUAUAUACCAAUUUAUUGCAACGUUAUUGCAAAAAAAAAAAAAAAAAAAAAAAAACCUUGUGGGACUGUGACGAUAUCUACAAACCUUUUGUGAUUAUUUUGCUGAUAAAGUUUGUGAACCUUGCAAGGCAAAUCAGUAUGAAAGCAUAUUUCUUGUGUCUCCUUGUCAUUGUAUGGUCAUACUGCUCAAGAAGAGAGACUUGCCUUAAAACCCGCCACACUCCA
Messenger RNA from Acanthopagrus latus (yellowfin seabream), 5666 nucleotides. RefSeq names its product long-chain fatty acid transport protein 6. The coding region runs from base 165 to 2018 and encodes 617 amino acids. Gene Ontology annotation, molecular function: long-chain fatty acid-CoA ligase activity; long-chain fatty acid transmembrane transporter activity. The transcript is spliced from 10 exons. Lineage: Eukaryota; Metazoa; Chordata; Actinopteri; Spariformes; Sparidae. The record is from RefSeq and is a predicted model, not a curated record.